This is a messenger RNA of Closterium sp. NIES-65, 1947 nucleotides long. The record is from the annotation of a GenBank genome assembly. NCBI's taxonomy places the organism in Eukaryota, Viridiplantae, Streptophyta, Zygnematophyceae, Desmidiales, Closteriaceae.
AUGGCCGCCUCUCCAAUUUCCCCCUCCGCCCCCAUCGGAGCACCACGGCCUGCGGAUUCCGGAUUUUCUCCUGGAGUGAAUCGCUCGGUCCGAAACGGGAACCUGUUCCGGCAGGGGAAUGUGGCGGACGGGGUCGGAGGAGCAAGCACGGCGGGAGGAGUGGUAAGUGGUGUGGCACAAGGGGCGGCAAGUGGAGUGGCAGACGGACGUGGGAUGGCAGCAUUUGCGAGCGCAGGAGCGGCGCCAGCAUUUCCCAGCCCUGGAGGAGGGGCGGCAGCGACUUUUCCCAGCCCAGGAGGGGCGGCAGCGGUGCCAUUUCCCAGCCCAGGUGGGCCGGCAGCACUUGCAAGCCCAGGAGGGGCGGCAGCAUUUGCCAGCCCAGGAGGGGCGGCAGCAUUUGCCAGCCCAGGAGGGGCGGCAGCAUUUGCCAUCCCAGGAGGGGCGGCAGCAUUUGCCAGCCCAGGAGGGGCGGCAGCAUUUGCCAGCCUAGGAGGGGCGGCAGCAUUUGCCAGCCCAGGAGGGGCGGCAGUCCCUUGGAGUCCAGCUGGGCCACCAGAUACAGCGCCUGAAGCACGGGGUACUGUUCCUGGGAGGGAGACGCUGGGAGGGGGUUCGUCAGUGGCGGUUACUAUGACUUCAGGUGCAGGGACGUUCAGGCCAGGAUCCCCACCUGCUGCAUUGUCCGGGUCGCACUCAUGGCCUCCCCCAGAUGCGCCCUCCCUGCGGCGACACAGAUUGGAACGUAACUCGUCAACCCAAACCUGCGGUGCGUUUCCGUUGAGCCAAAGCAGGUUCUUGUUUGAUGUGAGUCAAGGAGGGAGUGUGGAUGGGGGUCUGGGUCAGGGUGGGUUGGUGCAGGGAGGCGGGAAUGUGAUGGGUGGAGUGGAGGUGUCGUUUGAGUCGUCUCAGAAGUCACCUCAUAGCAGGGUCUCGUUCGACGAGAGUCGAGGAGGGAAUGUGGAUGGGGGUCCGGGUCAGGAUGGGUUGGUUCAGGGAGGAGGGUGUAUGAUGGGUCGUGCAGAGGGGAUGGAUGGGGUGGGGGGGGCGCAAGGUCUAAAUGAACGGCUUCAGCACCAGCAGGAUCAGCAGCAACAGCAGCAGCACAGGCAGGCGCAACAUGAACAGCAAGGAUUGGAGCAGAUGCUAGUGCACAGAGCCAUACCAUCAGAAGCCACGUCGUCAGGAGUCAUGGCAACAGGAGGCCUUUCCGCACAUGCCAUUCAAUGGCCAUCAGGUUUCCCUGGGGGACUGAUGCCAUCAGAUGCCAUGAUGACAAGGCAUGCGAUCGCCACUGACCGGCUUGUCCAAGGAGAUAAAGCAGAGGAGAAGGUCAAGGCCGAACAGGACAAAGAGGAGGAGGAGGCUGCUGAGAGCAUUCAUGAUGACCUCCCUGUUCCGACUGCCUUCGAGAUCCAGUCGCUGCUGAUGGAGCUCUGCGACGAGACCAACAUCGCCGAGCUCAGAAUCAAGAUCGGCAAGAUGGAGCUGCACGUGCUGAGGGACGUGGGCGGGGUCAAGGCCGCGCAGGCGCAAGCCUAUGCGCCGCACGCCCCCCUUCCCCCCAUGUUCGACUCGCUUUCGCCCACGUCCCUGGCUGCUGCCUCUGCCCCUCCUGCGCCUGUUGCUGCGCCUCCUGCUGUGGCUGAGAGCGAGGCAGGCGUGGAUGAAGGGCUUCAAUACGUGACCUCGCCACGAGUGGGAAUUAUGCGCCGUGGUCGGCAGGUCAAGGGCAAGAAGGGCAAGCCGCUAGUCGCUGAGGGCUCGGAGAUAAAGAAGGGGCAGGUGGUGUGCUAUCUAGAGCAGCUUGGAACCCAACUCGCGAUCGAGUCGGAGAAUGCAGGAGAGGUGGUCAAAUUCCUGGUGGAGGAUGGGGAUGCGGUUGGGUUUGGCGAUGCUCUUGUGGCAAUUCGACCCUCUUUCCCAGGAAUCAAGAAGCUUGCAUUGUAG